UAAUCCCGUCUUUCUCUUUCUCUGUCUCUCUCUGGGCCAUGAUCCUGGGACUGUCGGUGGCUGAGGAACAGUGUUAGACACCUUCCCAACCUUUCCUCACUCAGGCCUCAAGGCUGGCUGAGCGGCUGGCUGCCCACGUGGCGCCCCACUUCCAUGUCUCAGCUGAAGAAUGUGGAAGCCCGGAUCCUCCAGUGUCUCCAGAACAAGUUCUUGGCCCGAUACGUGUCCCUGCCAAACCAGAACAAGAUCUGGACAGUGACUGUGAGCCCUGAGCAGAAGGACCGCACUCCGCUCGUGAUGGUGCAUGGCUUUGGGGGUGGCGUGGGGCUCUGGAUCCUCAACAUGGAUUCGCUGAGUGCCCGCCGCACACUGCACACCUUCGAUCUACUUGGCUUUGGGCGAAGCUCAAGGCCGACCUUCCCAAGGGACCCAGAGGGUGCCGAGGAUGAGUUCGUGACCUCAAUAGAGACAUGGCGGGAGACCAUGGGGAUCCCCACCAUGAUCCUUCUGGGGCACAGUUUGGGAGGAUUCCUGGCCACUUCUUACUCUAUCAAGUACCCUGAAAGAGUUAAACAUCUUAUCCUGGUGGACCCAUGGGGCUUUCCGCUCCGACCAACAGACCCUAGUGAGAUCCGUACACCUCCAACCUGGGUCAAGGCCGUGGCAUCUAUUCUGGGGCGUUCCAAUCCACUGGCUGUUCUUCGAGUAGCCGGGCCCUGGGGGCCUGGCCUGGUGCAGCGAUUCCGGCCAGACUUCAAGCGCAAGUUUGCAGACUUCUUUGAAGAUGAUACCAUCUCUGAGUAUAUCUACCACUGCAAUGCACAAAACCCCAGUGGUGAAACGGCAUUCAAAGCCAUGAUGGAGUCCUUUGGCUGGGCCCGGCGCCCCAUGUUGGAGCGGAUUCACUUAAUCCGAAAGGAGGUGCCCAUCACUAUGAUCUAUGGGGCCAACACCUGGAUAGACACUAGCACAGGGAAAAAGGUGAAGAUGCAGCGGCCAGAUUCCUAUGUCCGAGACUUGGAGAUUGAGGGUGCAUCACACCAUGUCUAUGCCGACCAGCCCCACAUCUUCAACGCUGUCGUAGAAGAGAUCUGUGACUCAGUUGAUUGAGCUGCUCUCACCAGAAGAGGAGGAGAAAGUCAGAGAGUUGCUCUCACCUCCCUGUCUGCUUAGUUACCCCUCUCUGUCCUUUCCUCACUAACUAACAUGUGCCAGCCAGGCAGAGUCUUGGGCUGUCCCAAGAUAGGACCACAGUCAAAAGGAGCACUCCUGAUCCCAUGCUGAGGGCUGGAGACAGAAGCCACCAGCGGCCUUGAGCUCCCCACCAUGGGAAGAACAUAAAGGGUUGCAGUGCCACCCCAUUCUCUCCAUGCCAAGUGGUACCAGAUGCUGGUUGUGAAGGGAUUGUACUGAGCCACACUGUGUCCUUUCUCUAGUAUUUGUGGGGUAGGUUCUAUGCAAGAAUAUCUUUCUUCUCCAUCACUCCUCACUCCCAUCCCAUGCCAGCUCCAUCCAGGGACUAGUUGAGAUCAGUUCCCACUUAACUACCAAGGGCAGGUCCUGGAGCUCCAUUCACCUGCAUAGGCCUUCCCAUGACCUUAAAGGACACAUCCAAAGCCCUCAUUGGCAAAUGAGGACACAAGCCACAACAGACGUGGGUGACACAGCUCUGUGCAAUCAAGCUCAGGGUCUGCUGACACCUAGUGUACAUUGUGCACUUGAUUUGCUAACGUUCAGGCCAGGCACCAUUGCCUUGGGGCUGGUCCUGCUCACUAAGCCUAUGCCUGCUCCAUAUCCUAGCCCCAUUACGCAGGAAUCCUAUUGCCCUACCCUGGGUCUUGGCCCUGGCUGCCUAAGCUGGGAUCACUCAAGUAUUUCUUUCUGUACCCCGUCUUCCUACCCAAUGGAGGCCUUUGAGUCUCCCUCUGUGCCUUGGGCCCUAAAGCCCCAUAUACAGUAUAAAUAGAGGAAAUAUGGUUCCUGGUGGAGAGGGAGAGAGGGCCCUUGAGCCCCAGGGCCAUGUCUGGAUUCACCAUGCUCACUGGUAUCUGCAGUAUUUUUCUACCUUCCCAUCAAAAGCCUCUGCUCCAGUAGAGAGCCUGGACCCACCCGCAGCCGGUCCCUCAUCAGCCACAGGAUGGUUCUCACUGCCAGAUCUUUGAUCCCUACCAUCUCUCCCCUGCCAUGGUCUCCAGCUCAUUCAGCCUCCAAACUACCUGUCUUCCUCUCUCUGGAACUCAAGCCAGGUGCUGCUCUGAGGUCUGGGCAGUAGGCUGGGCCUGGCCCCAGAAGCAGGGCAGCUCCUGCCUGCUCCUUCACUUUUGUAAAGCCAACCCUUUUACCAGAGUAGUAUUAACUCCUGGUGCUUUGUACUACUGGUCCAGCUGCCUUUCCUUUUCUAUAUUAAUAAAGAAAUGAGUAAAACCUG
This is a messenger RNA of Octodon degus (degu), 2428 nucleotides long. RefSeq names its product abhydrolase domain containing 4 (gene Abhd4). The transcript is spliced from 7 exons. The coding region runs from base 154 to 1110 and encodes 318 amino acids. Gene Ontology annotation, cellular component: lipid droplet. Gene Ontology annotation, molecular function: phosphatidylcholine lysophospholipase A1 activity. Lineage: Eukaryota; Metazoa; Chordata; Mammalia; Rodentia; Octodontidae. The record is from RefSeq and is a predicted model, not a curated record.